UAUUCAAAUUGCAGGCCACUUAACAAUCAAAAUGGACGCAUUAAACACACACAGACACACAGAGUUAGACAAACAAAGGCUAUAAAAGAGGCGAUGGAUUCGAGGGCGGCUCACAGUCAAAAUGUACAAGGUGAAGGAACUACUGCUUAGGCCGGAGAGCUUUGAGGAUCCGCUUUUCCGGAUACACUUGCGCUGCUUUCAGGUGUACGGCUAUGUGGCCUCCAUUGAGCAGCGUCAUCCGUGGCUGGCCCUCAUCCGCUGCACCAUCUUCACGGCGUCCAUUUGGCUGAGCUGUGCCCUGAUGCUAACCCGCGGCUUUCUCGCCCGUGGCUAUGACAAUAUCAAUGAUGGCGCCACCAGCUGGGCCACAGCUGUCCAAUAUUCCGCCGUCUCCAUUGCCACACUGAAUGCCUUAGUGCAGCGGAAGCGAGUCGUUCAUAUGCUACGCAUUGCUCUGGCUGAUCUGCAGCAGUUGCGACUGGAGGCUGAUGAGGAGGAGCUGGACUUGAUGCACUCCACCCAGAUGUAUGUGCGGACGAUAACGUUGUUGCUGUGGGUGCCGUCGGUUGUGGCUGGAUUGAUGGCCUGGUUGGAUUGUAUUUAUCGCACCAUCUUCCUGCCGCAAUCCGUUUUCAAUAUGGUCGCCGUGCAGCAUGGCGAGGCACAGCCGAUUUUACUGUUCAAAUUGUUUCCCUUUGGCGAACUGUGGGAUAAUAUUUUUAUUGGCUAUUUGGGACCGUGGUAUGCACUUGGCUUGGGCAUUACCACAAUUCCCCUGUGGCACACCGUCAUCACGUGCCUCAUGAAGUUCGUCACCCUCAAGCAGCAGAUACUCAACAAACGAGUGCGCGACAUGGAUAUCGAACGCUUUAAAUCCGAUCUGGUGUUGCAACAACUGACUGUUGCGGAGCUCAAGCAUUGGCAUUUGCAGCUCUGCAACUCUUUUGUUGCGGAACAGCUCAAGAUACGCCGAUUUGUGCUGGAGUUGGAGCAACUGCUGCGCAUCCCAGUUAUGGCCGAUUUUAUAAUAUUCUCGGUUCUCAUUUGCUUUCUAUUCUUUGCCUUCUCGGUUGGCGUGCCCAGCACAAUGGAUUAUUUCUUCAUGUUUCUCUAUUUGUUUGUUAUGGCUUCGAUUCUGUUCAUUUAUCAUUGGCAUGCAACCUUAAUUGUUGAAUGUCAGAAUGAAUUGUGCUUUGCACUCUACGCCGUAGACUGGUACAACUUCAGUCUGCCCGUGCAAAAGAUGCUGCUCUUCAUGAUGAUGCACGCCCAGCGACCACUGAAGAUGCGCGCCUUACUCGUCGAGCUGAAUCUGAAAACCUUUAUCGAUAUUAUGCGCGGUGCUUACAGUUACUUCAAUUUGCUGCGAAGCACCCAUUUGUAUUAGAAUCGGUUGCUUUUUUUGUUUGCCUGGUUGGCAUUGCUGCUAAUCAAAUGCCGUUGCGCUUGUCAACUCGUCGUUUGGCUAACAUGACAGUUAACAUGGCUUGCAAUUCAUUUGUAAGGGAAAAGACAGCAACGCUAAACCAUUUUACAGCGCAAAUAUAAACGUGAUGCCUGCUACUCAAAAAGCCAAUGGCAACUGUGGAAACAUCAGCAACAACAACAGCAACAACAACAACAACAAUAAGCUGCAACAUCAUUUAUCACUUUUGAGUUACGUCUCUCACUGGAUGUCAGUCA
Messenger RNA from Drosophila grimshawi, 1683 nucleotides. It is a transcript of the gene Or56a, whose product is annotated as odorant receptor 56a. The record is from RefSeq and is a predicted model, not a curated record. The coding region runs from base 122 to 1387 and encodes 421 amino acids. Gene Ontology annotation, cellular component: plasma membrane. The transcript has 6 exons. Gene Ontology annotation, molecular function: olfactory receptor activity; odorant binding. NCBI's taxonomy places the organism in Eukaryota, Metazoa, Arthropoda, Insecta, Diptera, Drosophilidae. Gene Ontology annotation, biological process: detection of chemical stimulus involved in sensory perception of smell; sensory perception of smell.